CCUACUGUUGUUUACUCAGAUAAAUGUGUCACUUCACUGUUCAGCUGAGUUAGAGUAGGUAUCUGUCAAGAGUUCAGCUGAUGGGGGGUCUUGAAGCCAAAUUUACUCAUGUCCUUCACCACUACACCCCCUACUGAACCCAGCUAAAGUGAGAGAUGGCAGAAGAAAGUGACUUCAUGAACACUGGGCCUUCGGUGGGACCUCAGGAGGGAGGUGGGUUUCCUGCAGCACCGCCACCCAUUUACACCUGCACGUUGACUCCUGAGCUGGUGGUUAAGGCGCGGGAGGAGCUGCAGGAGAAGCCAGAAUGGCGGCUGCGGGACGUGCAGGCCCUGAGGGACAUGGUCCUCAAGGAGCAGCCAAACCUCAGAACCCGGCUUGAUGAUGCCUUCCUGUUGCGAUUCCUGCGUGCCCGGAAGUUUGACUAUGACCGUGCUCUACAGCUGCUCAUCAACUACCACAUGAGCCGGCGUGCUUGGCCAGAGGUCUUCCAUGACCUACGACCUUCAACCGUCAAGCACGUACUUGACCGGGGCUUCCUCACAGUUCUGCCGCACCCAGACCCACAUGGCCGCUACAUCCUCUGCCUCCGACCUGGGAAAUGGAAACCAAACGACUACCCAUUUGUUGAUAACAUACGUGCCAUAUACCUGACCUUGGAGAAACUCAUCCAACCCGAGGAGACUCAGGUCAACGGGAUUGUGAUCCUGGCCGACUACACUGGAGUGGGCUUGACGCACGCCUCCAGCAUAGGCCCCUUGCUUGCUAAGAAGGUUGUGGGUAUUCUUCAGGAUGGAUUUCCAAUUAGAAUUAAAGCAGUCAACAUAAUAAAUGAACCACGGAUUUUCAAAGGAAUAUUUGCAAUCAUUAAGCCUUUCCUGAAGGAGAAAAUGGCAGAAAGGUAUAUACUUCACGGCUCACACCUAAGCUCCCUGCACCGCAACAUCCCUCGCUGUGUCCUUCCCGAGGAGUACGGCGGGGUGUUGGGUGACUUGGACUCGUCCGCGUGGUCCAGGACUCUGAUGGAUUCCGAGGUGGAGUUUGUGGUGGAGUUCUGCCAGCCCGAUCCCCUAGAGGGUGUCGUGUUUCCGGACUCCAUGGUGUUCGAGGGGGAAGAGGCGAGGGGCCACAGCGAGGACACCUUUCGAGGGCUGCGCUCCCAGCUUUACUACUGCUACUGACCCAGGGUGGUAACAACUACUAGAAUAGAACUGUUUCUCUUCUGCAUUGUUUAUUGCUCUUUUAAUUCAGCCAGCUGGAUAUUGUUUCUGCAGAGGGCACUGCAGUUCAAUUUGUUUUGCCUUCCACAAUUCAGUUCUGUGAGGUAAAUUCUUUCUUCAUGGUACUGCCAUUCAUUUAAUAGUCAAAUAAGCUCUUGGGGCAGCUGACAUUGAAACAACAUUGAAGCAGGUCUUUGUUUUAACAGUCUGCAGCUAUGCGAUAUUUUAAAGGGAAAGAGAUUAUGGUAUGAUCUUAGACUGCUCUGUGUAUAUCGCUCUCUCUUUCUUUCUUACAAUCAGAAGCAUAUUGAUUCAAAUCUUACAGCAAUAACAUUUCUCAGUUUGCCUUUUCCAAACGGUCUUAAAUGCAGUAUACUUUUGUGAAGUACCUAAGCUCAUAAAAAUCUGUGAAUGCAGAGUAAGGCAGCACCGUCUCCUGCAGUUUUAAAUUAUUCCAAAGAUGCGUUACUUUCAGCUCUGCAAAGCGGUCUUGAAUUUCGUAAACCUGACAAUUUAUAAAGGAUUUCUUUAUUGGGGCUUAUGGAGAAGCUCACUGCGCCUUAAUGAUAGUCCACAGUGCAAUAUCAGAUAGGUGCAUACUUUACUUUUGCAUCUAAAAUAUUAUUCCUAUAAUCUAGACACUACAAACACUUAUUUGAGGCACAUUUAGAGUGUAGGUUGAAGGUUUAAUAAUUUGUGCGAAUGUCCAGUUCUGUACUAUUACUCUCUUAAUCUUCACAGUAGGAGUCCAGAGCAAUAUUAUUCAGGCAUUUGUUAAUGAUCUCUACCAGGGUUUUAUGGAUUUUUUUCCUUUCGUUUUAGAAUGUAGUUAUUGCUCAUUUAAUAUUUUACCCUUACUGUGUCUAAGUAGUAUAUUAAUAUAAGUAGUCUGUUAGGAAAAUAGAAAUUAGUAAUAGUCUCAACUUUUUUUUUUUUUGAAGUGUUCAGCAAACAAGGGUAUUAGUAGGGUAGCAAAAUAUGAAAUGGCUUAACUGGCCUUUAUACCACCAUGUGUUUACAAUAGCAGAGUUUAUUUUUGUAUUUGCUGCAAUCCGCCUUACGUGUGCAUUUCUGUAUUUUUCCAAUUACUGUAUGAAUUUCCUGUAUGUGUCAGUCCUCAUUAUUUACUUUCUAAGCUGCUGAAGACCUGUCAUAUAGGACGAGGGUUCCUAAUGUGGGGAUAGUUCCUAUCUGUUACAUGCACUGUAAGCAUUUUCCAGGCAUUGCCAGUGGGUUAUCAGUAAUGUUUAAUUUUGACAUCACUCUGUGAUCCCUGUGAGUUGUGUUGCACUUAAGUCACUGUUUGCCAAACAUAACCAAGAGUCAUGUAGAUGUCACACUCUUUUAUUACAUUUUCUAGACACGUGUAUAUAUAUAUAUAUAUGUGGGUUAUUAUUUAUGCUAUAAUAGAAUUAAAUUUUUUUUUUACUUAUUUUUGUGUGCCAUGUUGAAUUUCUGUAAUCAAGCCAAACUAUUAAAAUUGUGUUGCGUGUGGUCACAAA
Messenger RNA from Scleropages formosus (Asian bonytongue), 2722 nucleotides. It is a transcript of the gene ttpal, whose product is annotated as tocopherol (alpha) transfer protein-like. Lineage: Eukaryota; Metazoa; Chordata; Actinopteri; Osteoglossiformes; Osteoglossidae. Gene Ontology annotation, molecular function: phosphatidylinositol bisphosphate binding. The coding region runs from base 156 to 1181 and encodes 341 amino acids. The record is from RefSeq and is a predicted model, not a curated record. The transcript has 5 exons. Gene Ontology annotation, cellular component: membrane.